UAUACUGUGUUUUGACUUUUCAGGAAAUCUGUGUGGGAAUAUUAGGAAAUAUGGCCUGUUUCCAAGACAUAUGCAUGUCCAUUAGUAAAGAUGAAAAUCUUGGCCAAGUGUUACUGCAACGUUUGUGUGAUUCAGACUCUCCAACUCUUCUGGAAACAAGCAGGUUGUUGUUAACUUGCCUCUCCCAGCCUGAGGUGGCCAAUGUCUGGGUUGAGAGAAUCCGAGAAAACCCUUCUGUAUAUGACUGUGUUUGCUUUAUCAUGUCCAGCUCUACAAAUGUUGAAUUGCUGGUAAAAGUGGGUGAAGUGGUGGACAAACUCUUUGAUCUAGAUGAAGAGCUAAUGUUAAACUGGAUUAAAAAUGGCACUUGUCGGUCUGUGGGACCAUCUGUAGAUGAUUCCCCUGAAGAACUUCCAGAUUUUAAGAUUGUGCCCUGUAUACUUGAAGCAGCCAAACAAGUUCGAUCAGACAAUCCUGAAGGACUUGAUGUUUAUAUGCAUAUUUUGCAGCUCCUGACCACGGUGGAUGAGGGUAUUCAGGCUAUCGUGCAGGCUCCUGAUGGAGGCAAAGAGACUUGGAGUUUGCUGUAUGACCUCAUUUGCCAUGAACUGUGCCAGUCAGACGAUCCACCAAUCAUUGUGCAGGAGCAGAAGACUCUAUUGGCCUCUAUUUUGUCUGUGCUGUCUGCUAUGUUUGCUUCACAGACAGACCAAGAAUACACCAAGAUGAGAAAAAAUAUGCCUCUGAUUGGGAGCUUGAUUCGUAUCUUACAAUACAUGGAGGGCUGUGGGAAGAGAUCUGUUGAUGACUCAAAGGAGCCCGAACAACAAGAGACUGGAAGGGCUGAUCUAAACGAGGAGGAUUUCCAUUUAAAAAUUUUGAAGGAUAUUUGCUGUGAAUUACUUUCCAAUAUGCUUCAAGAACUGACCAAGGAAAAUACGUUAGAAGGACUACACCAGGGUCAUCUAAAUGAACAGACGUGUUCCUGUGCAUUUCAGAACCUCUUGCCUCUGUAUUUUGCAUCAGUGGAGAGUUUCCUUGAAGUUCUGCGUGAGGCUGACCAGACGCUUGCUGACAACCUAGAAAAACGUUUCCCAAGCCUGAAGGUUGACGCCUAAGAAUAUACAUGAAAUGUUUUCCCUCUUUGGAAUGGAGAUUGUUGACUGUUUCAUUACGGUGUUUCAGAAAUCAAGUUUUCAGUAAAUGCAGGAGAUGAGGCAACCUCCUUACCAACAGGUGGCUUUUAAGAAAUGUUCCAGGUAGCCCUGAUUAACCUAGGGUUAGUGUGGUCUGCAUGGGGAAGGAAAUUACUGUAAAUUCAGUUCUGCAUCUUCCAUCCUGUCUGUUCUAGUGAUGAGAGACUGUUGGUUUCUAAUUGCUGUUCUGCAGCAUAGUGUCCUUUGAAUAACUUUUGGUUCUGUGCUUUUCAGCUGAAGUUGAAACAGCAAAAUGAAUGAGUGGGUUUUUUUUAACAUGAUGCUGGUUUCUUCCGAGUUGCUGCUGGCAAAAGGAGGAUUGAUCAUCAGGAAAUCCCAGAUGUCUUCUGCCUGGGGACCUUCAAACACCUGCUAAAACUGGAGUUAAAUUACACGGAGUUCUUUUUUUUCUCUUUUAGAUCAUAUCAAUACCUUGAGCAGGUAUUGUAACAAAUGUUUCAUCCUGCUCCUUUAAAAUCUUCACGCUUCUUACAUUGAAGCCUGUUCUGCACUGCAGCUGAGUUGUGGCAUCUAGGUCCUGUGCAGUUUAAAGGAUUUGAGAAUAUGGUUGCUAAUGGUCUAUGCUGCAGCUUCCAACCCUUGCAGCCAGUUACCCAGAGCUGGAGUUGUAGGGCAGGUUUGGGUUUAAUCCGUGGCAUACUUGCAAACUUUCUGCUUUUUUUAAAGCAGUCUGUACUUCAGAUUAGGAAAGUAACAUGUAUCAGACAGUUCUUUUGUCAUUCAUGUGUCUUAUGAAUUAUCUGUGAAUGACAUUAGAAAUGCCAUGUUAGCCUUGGUUUUUCAGAGGAGGUUAAGGUGUUAGGUAACUUUCAGUAAAUUCAAUCUACAGGCUUCUAAAAAUCCCACUUUUAAUUAUGUUUUAACUGCAUUGCAUUUUUCGAUCCCUUGCCUGCAUGCAGUACAGUUAAUCUUUUCUGUGCCUGAAAAGACAGUAUAGCAACACAUCAGCUUCACUGUCUCUAUAAAUGAGGGUGGAAAACAAUUGGUCUUUAUUAGGUUUGGGUUGUAAAUGAAAAUGGGAACCAGAGCAUAGAGAACAACUCAAUACCAUAUACACGCAUUCCCUGGCUCUCCAGCUUUUUAUAGACUUUAAGUAUUGUGCUGGGCCAUGUUUUGUUUGCCCUGAGUUACCUGUACAUGUGGUAAAACACAGUAUGUGUAUAUGUGUAUAGCCUUUUCAUCCAAACUUCCAGUUGCCAGAAAUAGU
Molecule: messenger RNA, 2424 nt
Organism: Phalacrocorax carbo (great cormorant)
Lineage: Eukaryota; Metazoa; Chordata; Aves; Suliformes; Phalacrocoracidae
Source: RefSeq, a predicted model, not a curated record